ACGCCAAUCGUAAUACUACCGGACCCGAGGAAGACGGAAUUGGGUGGAGCUUUGAAUCGGAAACGAGACUGUACGGACAUGGAGAAACCGGUGGCGACACUCGAAAGAGGCACGACCUGCUCAUCCUGGAACUACUGCGGAGAAAGAUUGGCCGCUGGCUCCGACGACGGUUCUGUCUCCGUCUUCGACUCUCGCGAGCCAUCCUCUUCCUCCCUCACGUCCUCCUCCAAAUUUAAGGUACAUGAGACUGGCAUUGUAAAGAUUGUUUGGAUUCCUCCUGAAUAUGGCGACGCCAUUGCUUGCAUAUGUGCUGAUGGUGCUUUAUCGAUUUGGGAAGAAGUUGUAGAAGAUGUGGGCACACAGCUUUUGCAGUGGAAGAAGUGCAAAUGCUUUAAGAGCAGUUCAUCUAAAGCAUUAGAUGUUCAAUUUGGGGUUAUGGGAAGGAGUUUGAAAAUGGUUACCGCAUGCUCCGAUGGCCAUGUAAAGGUUUAUGAGCUCAUGGAUCCUCUAGAACUGAAAAAUUGGCAACUUCAGGCUGAAUUUCAGAAUGUAAUAGACUCUGUAUCUUCAUUUCGGAAGGCUUCAUGCUUGUCAGCAUGUGUUUCUUGGAAUCCACAGAAAGGUGAAAACCAAGAAUCAAGCUUUGUUGUGGGUUUUAAUUCCAAUACUCCACAACUCAAUUCCUCAAAGGUCUGGGAGUUUGAUCCAGCUCAUCAGAGAUGGCUCCCAGUUGCAGAGUUGGCUUCAGCUGAUGAUAAGGGUGAUCAAGUUUAUUCUGUUACAUGGGCACCAAACAUUGGCCGGCCGUUUGAACUAAUAGCUGUUGCAUCCCAGAAAGGAAUUGCAAUAUGGCAUCUUGGAAUAACCCCUGACUUGGAUGGAAGGCUCUCAGUAGAGAAGGUUGCAUUACUUUCUGGCCACGGUGGUGAGGUAUGGCAAAUGGAGUGGGACAUGAGUGGAAUGACCUUAGCAACUACAGGAAGUGAUGGGAUGGUAAGGUUAUGGCAGUCUAACUUGAACGGUGUUUGGCAUGAACAGGCUGCUUUUGAACCCACUCCUUAACCAUCUAUCGUUAGGGUUCUGUCUGUUUGAAAUGUUCACAUAAUCACCUGGAUGAAGCAAUGAAAACUUGCAUAUACCCUGAAAUUGAAGGUUGUGCAUCGUCUGCGUCUAUAUUUAUGUACAUUUGAUUUGUGAUUUAAAAUACUACUUAUGAACUCGAUAUUUCCCAUUUAUGUUCUGUUUAUUGGUGUUCUGUAGACCCCAUUUUUAUAGGCUCAGCCCUAGUUUGAGACUCAAGUUUACGUAAAGAAAAAGCUAACCUACUUCUUCUUAUUUUUGUAUUGCCUUAUUUAUUUAUUUAUUUUAUGCUUUUGUUUACUGUGAUUUUUUUUUUAUGUAGUUAGUAAUUAAUAUUAUAUUUAGAU
Rubroshorea leprosula is the source of this 1427-nucleotide messenger RNA. The record is from the annotation of a GenBank genome assembly. NCBI's taxonomy places the organism in Eukaryota, Viridiplantae, Streptophyta, Magnoliopsida, Malvales, Dipterocarpaceae.